GGCGGCGCAUGCGCGGUGGCGCCUGGCUGGCUCCCGCUAGCGCAUCGCUGCCGCCGCUGACUGAGAGAAAGAGGGAGGGGAAGAAAAGGAGAGAAAGAAAAUAAAGGAGGAAGAGGAGGAUUGGAAGCGAAGGAAGAGGAAGACGAGGCGGGUGAAGCUUUAUGGCUGGUCUCUGGAAAUGGGAUGCCAUUCUCGUCUGGGGCUUGUAAAGAACAACCGUGGCCCGUUUCUCUUUCCCUGCUGCUGCUCCUGCUGCCCUCCUCCUCACCUUGAGCAGAAGUGAGACCAAGAGGCAGAGGGGGACAUGUCUGCCGUCGCCUCGGCCACCCAGGCCCCUCAGGGCCCUGCCAACCCACCGCCCCCUGAGGUGACCAACCCGGCCAAGCCCGGACGGAAGACCAACCAGCUCCAAUACAUGCAGAACGUCGUGGUGAAGACGCUGUGGAAGCACCAGUUUGCCUGGCCCUUCUACCAACCAGUUGACGCCAUUAAGCUCAACUUACCUGACUAUCACAAAAUCAUUAAAAACCCAAUGGACAUGGGGACGAUCAAGAAGCGGCUAGAGCACAACUAUUACUGGAGCGCCAGUGAAUGUAUGCAGGAUUUCAACACCAUGUUUACAAACUGUUACAUUUAUAACAAGCCAACGGACGACAUCGUCCUCAUGGCCCAGGCGUUGGAGAAGAUCUUCCUGCAGAAAGUGGCACAGAUGCCGCAAGAAGAAGUUGAGUUACUACCUCCGGUACCGAAAGGCAAAGCCCGCAAGGCAGCCACCACGGCACAUAACGCAGGAGCCCAGCAUCCGGCAACCACGGCCGUCUCUUCAGUGUCUCCGCCUGCCCCCUUCCAGAACGUCCCGCCCUCCGUCUCGCAGACGCCGGUCAUCGCUGUGACGCCCAUGCCAACCAUCACCCCAACCAUUGCCCCCAUCGCCACUCCCCCGGCCACCGUCCCCCCGCCACCACCGCCUCCCCCUCCUCCCGCCGCUCCCAUCAUGCCGGUCGUCCCUCCUACGCCACCCAUUGUCAAGAAAAAGGGGGUGAAGCGGAAAGCGGACACCACUACGCCCACCACGUCGGCCAUCACGGCCAGCCGGAGCGAGUCGCCCACGCCGCUCUUGGACGCCAAGCAGGCCAAAGUGGUGGCCCGGCGGGAGAGCGGCGGCCGGCCCAUCAAGCCCCCCAAGAAGGACCUGGAAGACGGGGAGAUCCCGCAACACGCCGGCAAGAAGGGCAAGCUCUCGGAGCACCUCAAAUACUGCGACAGUAUCCUGAAGGAGAUGCUCUCCAAGAAGCACGCGGCGUACGCCUGGCCCUUCUACAAGCCGGUUGACGCCGAGGCCCUGGAGCUCCACGACUACCACGAUAUCAUCAAGCACCCGAUGGAUCUCAGUACUGUGAAAAAAAAAAUGGACAGCCGAGAAUAUCAAGACGCCCAGGGUUUUGCGGCAGAUAUUCGGUUAAUGUUCUCUAAUUGUUACAAGUACAACCCACCCGACCAUGAAGUCGUGGCCAUGGCGAGGAAGCUUCAGGACGUCUUCGAGAUGAGGUUUGCCAAGAUGCCGGAUGAGCCGGCAGAGCCCCCGCCUCCUCCGCCUCCAGCGGCGCCGGUUGUGAGCAAAAGCAUGGAGAGCAGCCACAGCAGCGAAGAGAGCUCCUCGGAUUCGGACAGUUCGGACUCGGAAGAGGAGCGGGCCACCCGCCUAGCCGAACUCCAGGAGCAGGACUGUUCCCGGUCAGUGAGGCAGUGCUACAAGGUCAAUGACUCCCGAGACUGGAAUGGAUGGAAUCUGAAGGCCGUCCACGAGCAGCUGGCCGCCCUGUCGCAGGCCCCGGUGAACAAGCCCAAGAAGAAGAAGGAGAAGAAGGAGAAAGAGAAGAAGAAGAAGGACAAGGAGAAAGAGAAGGAGAAGGAGAAGCACAAAGUGAAGGCGGCGGUGGAGGAGGAGAAGAAAGCCAAGGUGGCCCCGCCGGCAAAGCAGGCCCAGCAGAAGAAAGCGCCGGCCAAGAAGGCCAACAGCACCACCACGGCCAACAGGCAGCCGAAAAAGGGAGGGAAGCAGCCGCCGGCCACCUACGACUCCAACGAGGAGGAGGAAGGCCUGCCCAUGACCUACGACGAGAAGCGCCAGCUCAGCCUGGACAUCAACCGCUUGCCGGGCGAGAAGCUGGGCCGGGUGGUGCACAUCAUCCAGUCGCGGGAGCCCUCGCUCCGGGACUCCAACCCGGAUGAGAUCGAGAUCGAUUUUGAGACCUUGAAGCCCACCACGUUGCGAGAGCUGGAGAGAUACGUCAAGUCCUGUUUGCAGAAGAAGCAGCGGAAGCCCUUUUCAGCAAGCGGGAAGAAGCAAGCGGCAAAGUCCAAGGAGGAGAUGGCUCAGGAAAAAAAGAAAGAACUGGAGAAGCGGUUGCAGGACGUCAGCGGGCAGCUGAACAACAACAAGAAGCCUGCGAAAAAGGAAAAAUCCGGCUCCGCGCCCUCCGGAGGACCCUCCCGCCUCAGCAGCAGCAGCUCCUCCGAAUCGGGGAGCAGCAGUUCCAGCGAAUCCAGUUCUGAUAGCAGUGAUUCGGAGUAAACACACACAAAAAAACCCUACGGACUCUUUGGACAACGCACCUGGAGCAGCAAAUGGAUCUCUCGCCGACACCUCACCCCCGAAACUUUGCAACGUUCCUCCCGUCUCUUUUUAUUUUCCUUUUCAAAAAGAAGACGUCAACGACGUCGACAACAGUCUGCGCUGGUUCCGUCUCGACACUUUUUUCCACCCUUUUAAAACCCUCUUUUUUAAAAAACCCCAGUGUUAUAUACAUACACACAUAUAUAUAUAUACAAUAUAUAUAUAAAAGAUGCUUUCCUAAAUUAAUUUCCUCCACGAUUUUAUUAGGUUUGUGUCCACAUGUCCGACUCGACAAGUUCUUCACUUCACUUCAAACUUUUGAAAACGAGAAAGCAGGACAUUUUCGCUCACGGAAGGAAGAGAUACUGAAUGUGAGAGAACUGGAGAAACAACGUUUGCGAGGUGUAAUCUUGGGGCAGAGGGUUUUUUGUUUGUUUGUUUUGGGGGAUUUGGGGGGUCAUUCUUUUCCAGGAAAAUCCUCUUUUUAACGCCGCUCCCCAAACUGUCUCGUCUCUCGACGACACGAAGCAGAGGACGGGGAGAUUUUUUUAAUCAAAACUCAAAAGAGACGAAAAGACUCUUUGUAAAAUGGUACUGUACCCGAACAAUUUGUUAGCUUUUGAAGUAGUUGGAUGUAUUUGUUCUUAGCGCUAGCAGGCCGAACCUCCCUGAUCUGCUCCUUACCAAAAAAAAAGGAGCCAUGGAAAAAGAUAUUUUAAACAGACUUGUAAAGGGGAUCGGGCGCCGUGUCUACAUUGUGACGAAGAUCAUCAACCAGAAAGCUCAUGUACUGUGGAUUUUUUAAAUUUUUAACGUACCUUUUUAGAGAACCCUUUUAUCUUUUGAAACAAAACAAAAAAUUAGUCCGGAGAUCUUAUUCCGACAAAGUUCUCAAACAGUUGGCAAAUGUUGCUCGACAUGAAUUUGAACGGAUGGUACAUAGACUUGGAAGAGCAAUUAGAAGCUGGAAGUACGCGUCCAUAAGGUCUAGAAAUUAUCCUCAUACUCAGAACGAAUGGUACAUAGACUUGGAAGAACAAUUAGAAGUUAAAAAUACGUGUCCUUCAAGUCUAUGAAUGAUCCUCAUGCUCAGAACGGAUAGUAUAUAGACUUGGAAGAACAAUUAGAAGUUGAAAAUACGCGUCCUUCAGGUCUACGAAUGAUCCUCAUGCUCAGAACGGAUGGUGUAUAGACUUGGAAGAGCAAUUAGAAGGUCCUUCAGGUCUACGAAUGAUCCUCAUGCUCAGAACGGAUGUUACAUAGACUUAGAAGAGCAAUUAGAAGGUCCUUCAGGUCUACAAAUGAUCCUCAUGCUCAGAACGGAUGUUACAUAGACUUGGAAGAGCAAUUAGAAGGUCCUUCAGGUCUACGAAUGAUCCUCAUGCUCAGAACGGAUGUUACAUAGACUUGGAAGAGCAAUUAGAAGGUCCUUCAGGUCUACGAAUGAUCCUCAUGCUCAGAACGGAUGGUGUAUAGACUUGGAAGAGCAAUUAGAAGGUCCUUCAGGUCUACGAAUGACCCUCAUGCUCAGAAAGGAUGGUAUAUAGACUUGGAAGAGCAAUUAGAAACUGGAAGUACGCGUCCAUAAGGUCUAGAAAUUAUCCUCAUUCUCAGUGAGAACGGGUGGUACAUAGACUUGGAAGAGCAAUUAGAAGUUGAAAAUACACGUCCUUGAGGUCUAGGAAUGAUCCUCAUUCUCGGUGGGAUGUUUUGCCUUUAAAGUCCCCUUUAAAACGGGAAAGAUGGGCCUUAUUUGGGUUGGAAUUCCUUCUUGCUCUGCCCUCCGAACCUUAAUGAUGUUGAGCAAAGGUUGGCAAAUCCUCGGAGCAUUCGGUGUUGCCGGUUUGCUUAUCUCCACGGCAUCGGCUUUUUCACAAAAUGGAAAAACAGCUGUCUUUUCGAUGUUCCUCCAAUUGGGAAGCUACACUGAAAUAAAUAGCGGUUAUAUCUGGAAUUGAUGGACCACGAUAAUUUCACGAUGGCCACCACAAUAUCCGUUCCCAAUGAAAAAUAUCGCCGAGAAACCCACAGAAAAGCAGACCUUUGGCACUUUGGAUAGAUGUUUUUUAAGCAUCUAACCAUCGAUCCAAGAUUUCUAGACGACAGAUUUAGGCUCGGGAUUAUAUAUCCAUAGCAGAUGAGAUCCGCUUCUGAUCGACCUUGAUUUAACCGCGAUUCACUAUGGUCACCAUAAUAUCCGUUCCCGAUGAAAAAUGUCGCCGAGAAACCCACAGAAAAGCAGACCUUUGGCGCUUUGGAUAGAUGUUUUUAAAGCAUCUAACCAUCGAUCCAAGAUUUCUAGACGACAGAUUUAGGCUCGGGAUUAUAUAUCCAUAACAGAUGAGAUCCGCUUCUGAUCGACCUUGAUUUAACCGCGAUUCUAUAGGAAAGCCGUCAUUAGAUUUAGGCCCCAAAUUUUGUACCGAACAAAAGUUUUAUAGAAGAGCAGCCCUGUUGAACUUUAGGUAAAUAGGGUAAAUGUUGAUUUGCAAGCAAAGGUUUUCUACCGAAUGACGGUCCCAUACUUUUAAAUAUUAAUGCAACCAUCCAACUGUUGAUUCUUCUGUCAUUGGAUUUCGGCCCGCGAUUUUAUCCCAAUCUUUAGAUUUGUAGUCUUUUUUAGCAUUGCAUUCCGGACUUGUGUUUUCAAGACCACCAGCAAGGCUCCGAAAACAAAGAAAAGGAAUAAAAAUACAUCCCGGAGGCCAAAUACGAGAUGAGCCACUGAUCUAUCUAUAUAUCUAUAUAUCUAUAUUUUUUAGUUCUUCUUUUAUCUCGUUUUUAACAGCGCGGAAGCUCUUAGGACAGAAAGCGAAAUGGUGUGUCUUUCGAGUGCAGGUUUCCAAAAGAAAACCUUUUACCUCAUAUGAAAAAAAAAUUUUAAAAAGAAACACGGCGGGAAGGGAAAUAGAGGAAAUACUUUUUUGGGGGGGGGGGGGGUAAGGUUCAUUGGGUUUUUUUAGAAGCUCUUUUUUUCCUCGCCUGCAGACCUGCGCUUUGGCAAAAAAAGACACACGCCGGAAUUUGACGAUCCCUUGUUUCUUUUUUUUUUUCAUGUAUAUAGAAAUAACUUUAUUUAUUAACAUCAUUGGUCACUUAAAAAUCGUAUCCUGCAUUUUUGUGUUUUUUAAGGGAGCGACGGCAGAGCGAGAUAGGGAAGGAAAGAAAGAAAGAAAGAAAGGAAAAAAAUGCAGGUUUGUUGCUGGUUUUAGAACCGAACUCUAAAAACGAAUCGGGAGUCCUUUUUAUUAUUAUUUAAAUGUCUUUGACUUUUUAACCAACAGGUGCUACCGAUAUUUGCUAGUUUCCUGUGCCGGUGCUUACUCCUUGUAUGUGUAUUCAGUUUCUUUGUUUUGUUUUCUUUUUCGGGACGGGACGGGGGGGGGGGAUGUUUUUGCGGGGAAGGGUUGGUUUUGUUUGCUUUCCUUUUUGUACAGAUUUUGGACUUUACAGGUAUUGGUAACUUCCAGAUAAAGCAUGUUUUAUUUGUAUAUUCCUAGUCUCCUUCCACGUUGGUCUUUUUCUCUGUAUCUUGUUUUAAAAAAAAGUAGAACAGUUUGGAAAAAAAAAUAAAGGAACAAAGACCUG
Molecule: messenger RNA, 6205 nt
Organism: Anolis carolinensis (green anole)
Lineage: Eukaryota; Metazoa; Chordata; Lepidosauria; Squamata; Anolidae
Gene: brd3
Product: bromodomain containing 3
Exons: 13
Coding region: 305-2575 (756 amino acids)
Biological process (GO): regulation of DNA-templated transcription; chromatin remodeling
Cellular component (GO): nucleus; chromatin
Source: RefSeq, a predicted model, not a curated record